Messenger RNA from Phacochoerus africanus (Common warthog), 1044 nucleotides. RefSeq lists its product as uncharacterized. Gene Ontology annotation, molecular function: DNA binding; protein heterodimerization activity; structural constituent of chromatin. The coding region runs from base 4 to 993 and encodes 329 amino acids. Gene Ontology annotation, biological process: nucleosome assembly. The record is from RefSeq and is a predicted model, not a curated record. NCBI's taxonomy places the organism in Eukaryota, Metazoa, Chordata, Mammalia, Artiodactyla, Suidae. The transcript has 3 exons. Gene Ontology annotation, cellular component: nucleosome.
GACAUGUCUGGCCGUGGUAAGGGCGGUAAAGGCCUGGGCAAAGGGGGCGCCAAGCGCCACCGCAAGGUGCUGCGGGACAACAUCCAGGGCAUCACCAAGCCGGCCAUCCGGCGCCUAGCCCGGCGCGGCGGCGUCAAGCGCAUCUCCGGCCUUAUCUACGAGGAGACCCGCGGGGUGCUGAAGGUGUUCCUGGAGAACGUGAUCCGGGACGCCGUCACCUACACCGAGCACGCCAAGCGCAAGACCGUCACCGCCAUGGACGUGGUCUACGCGCUCAAGCGCCAGGGCCGCAGAAGCCAGCCUCCUCUGCGAUUAAGCAAGUGGCGCGACUCAGCCAUGGCUCGUACGAAGCAGACCGCUCGCAAGUCCACCGGCGGCAAGGCGCCGCGCAAGCAGCUGGCCACCAAGGCGGCCCGCAAGAGCGCGCCCGCCACCGGCGGCGUGAAGAAGCCGCACCGCUACCGGCCCGGCACGGUGGCCCUGCGCGAGAUCCGGCGCUACCAGAAGUCCACGGAGCUGCUGAUCCGCAAGCUGCCGUUCCAGCGGCUGGUGCGCGAGAUCGCGCAGGACUUCAAGACGGACCUGCGCUUCCAGAGCUCGGCCGUGAUGGCGCUGCAGGAGGCGUGCGAGGCCUACCUGGUGGGGCUCUUCGAGGACACCAACCUGUGCGCCAUCCACGCAAUGUCUGGUCGCGGUAAAGGCGGGAAGGGCCUGGGCAAAGGGGGCGCCAAGCGCCACCGCAAGGUGCUGCGGGACAACAUCCAGGGCAUCACCAAGCCGGCCAUCCGGCGCCUGGCCCGGCGCGGCGGCGUCAAGCGCAUCUCCGGCCUCAUCUACGAGGAGACCCGCGGGGUGCUGAAGGUGUUCCUGGAGAACGUGAUCCGGGACGCCGUCACCUACACCGAGCACGCCAAGCGCAAGACCGUCACCGCCAUGGACGUGGUCUACGCGCUCAAGCGCCAAGGGCGCACCCUCUACGGCUUCGGCGGCUAAGUAUUUGGUAUCGCCAUAUUUUUCCUAACAAAAGGCCCUUUUCAGGGCCCC